CAAUGAACAAAAUAUUACAUUUUCAUCUAGUUUUCGUUGAACAAUUGAAUAAGCUGGUGAACUUUCGUCCUGCAAGCAACAAUGAAGGGUAUACAUCUUCUAGCCGUCGCAAUAAUUUAUCUUCAAUUCCGAACGGGUUUUGGAUUAUCAAACUACACAUUCCCGGCUGGUUUUAAAUUUGGCGCAGCAACAGCAGCAUACAUGGUCGAAGGUGCUUGGAAUGAAGAUGGAAAAGGAGCUAGCUUAUGGGACAAUAUCACUCAUGCAUUCCCAAGUGUCAUUUCAGAUGGAAAAAAUGGAGACGUAGCAUGCGAUUCCUAUCACCGAUACCCUGAAGAUGUCCAACUGGCUGCCGAUCUUGGACAUGAUAUUUACAAGUUUGGCAUAUCCUGGCCAAGGAUUCUCCCCCAAGGUACUAUCGACAAUAUAAACCAGAAAGGAAUAGACUAUUACAAUGAUCUGAUCGACCUGAUCAUAAGCAAAGGAUUGGAACCUCAAGUUGUAAUAUUCAACUUUGAUAUACCGUGGGAACUAGAGAAGUUCGGAGGAUUCACCAACGAGUCCACUGUACAACAUUACUCCGACUAUGCCGAUUUGCUUUUCAAAACUUUCGGAGACCGCGUUAAAAUCUGGAUUACCGCCAAUGAAGGUCACGCCUAUUGUAAAGUCAUAGUGGACGAUAUUCUAGCCCGAGUUAUUACUCAAAAUCUCGGAGUUAAGGAGUACCAAUGCGCACAUAAUUUAAUUAAAGCACACGCCGCGGCGUAUCGCAAUUACGAAGAAAACUACAAACCCACACAGCAAGGUAAGGUGGGCAUGGCUUUCAGUAUGUUUUAUCACGUCCCCGCAACAAAUUCUGAGGCAGACCAACAAGCUGCUGCUCGAGGUAAUGCGUUUGUGUUUGAGUGGUUCGCACAUCCGAUAGUAAAAGGAAAUUACCCUCAAAUAUUCAUCGAUCAAAUUGGUAACUUAAGUCAACAAGAAGGAAGAAAUGUGUCAAGAUUACCUCAGUUUACUGCCGCAGAGAUCGAGAAUAUUAAAGGAACUUACGAUUUCAUUGGGAUUAAUCCACUAUUUACGUUUUUCGCAAGUGAUCUGAGUGGCCAAAAUCUAUCUAUCAAUUUUCAAAAUGAUAUGAGAGUCAACGAAACCAGAAAUUCCUCUCUAGACUUCUCAUCAGUAUAUGUGUCUUCACCAAAAACCUUUAGAGAUUCUAUAGUUUACACUAGCAACUUCUGCAAUGGCUGCGAGAUUUUCCUUACGGAACACGGCUUUGGUACUCGAAACGACAGUCUAAAUGAUACAGCGAGGAUGCAAUUUAUGCAGACUUACUUGGAUCAGCUACUGAUCACGAUUCACGAAGAUGGGGUUAAUGUUACCGUGUAUGCCAUGUGGCACUUUAUGGAUAGUUUCUAUUUCAAUAACGGAUUAACGCUGAAAUUUGGAUUAAUUCAAAUAGACUUUUCGUCAAGCAAUCUUACAAGAACACCCAAACGGUCAUCACAGUACUAUAAGAAUAUCAUCGAGACGAGAAGUUUAACCGAAUUUCAGUUUUAACGGGAAAAAUGCUCGAAUUCGUCAGCGACCUCAAAUACUUUGAAUUCAAUAUUCAAUAUAUCUUGGGUUAGUGACUUUUAGCUAACCACGGUCUGUAAAUGUUAGUUGUACGUCCAAAUAAAACGAAAGAUUUUAACCCAACA
Messenger RNA from Cylas formicarius (sweet potato weevil), 1700 nucleotides. Its product is annotated as myrosinase 1-like. NCBI's taxonomy places the organism in Eukaryota, Metazoa, Arthropoda, Insecta, Coleoptera, Brentidae. Gene Ontology annotation, biological process: carbohydrate metabolic process. The record is from RefSeq and is a predicted model, not a curated record. The coding region runs from base 82 to 1557 and encodes 491 amino acids. The transcript has 9 exons. Gene Ontology annotation, molecular function: beta-glucosidase activity.